Molecule: messenger RNA, 3242 nt
Organism: Antrostomus carolinensis (chuck-will's-widow)
Lineage: Eukaryota; Metazoa; Chordata; Aves; Caprimulgiformes; Caprimulgidae
Gene: PPM1A
Product: protein phosphatase, Mg2+/Mn2+ dependent 1A
Exons: 5
Coding region: 14-1162 (382 amino acids)
Biological process (GO): protein dephosphorylation
Molecular function (GO): protein serine/threonine phosphatase activity; manganese ion binding; magnesium ion binding
Source: RefSeq, a predicted model, not a curated record
AAGGAAAGUCAUCAUGGGAGCAUUUUUAGACAAGCCAAAGAUGGAGAAGCAUAAUGCCCAGGGGCAAGGGAAUGGGCUUCGUUACGGUCUGAGUAGUAUGCAAGGCUGGCGAGUUGAAAUGGAGGAUGCACACACGGCUGUGAUUGGUUUGCCAAAUGGACUUGAUGGGUGGUCGUUUUUUGCUGUAUAUGAUGGGCACGCUGGAUCACAGGUUGCCAAGUACUGCUGUGAGCAUUUAUUAGAUCACAUCACAAGCAACCAGGAUUUUAAAGGGCCAGAUGGGCCACCAUCUGUGGAAAGUGUAAAGAGCGGCAUCAGAACAGGUUUUCUGCAAAUCGAUGAACACAUGAGAGUCAUCUCCGAGAAGAAACAUGGUGCAGACAGAAGUGGGUCAACAGCUGUGGGUGUCAUGAUUUCUCCCCAACAUACAUACUUCAUCAACUGUGGAGACUCGAGAGGUUUACUUUGUAGAAACAGGAAGGUUCACUUCUUCACACAGGAUCACAAACCAAGUAAUCCACUGGAGAAAGAGCGUAUCCAGAAUGCAGGUGGCUCUGUAAUGAUUCAGCGUGUGAAUGGCUCUCUUGCUGUUUCAAGGGCACUCGGGGACUUUGAUUACAAAUGUGUCCAUGGGAAAGGUCCUACAGAACAGCUAGUCUCACCUGAGCCUGAAGUUUAUGAAAUUGAGAGAUCAGAAGAAGAUGAUCAGUUCAUCAUACUGGCUUGCGAUGGUAUCUGGGAUGUUAUGGGAAAUGAAGAGCUGUGUGACUUUGUAAGAUCCAGACUUGAAGUCACUGAUGACCUUGAGAAAGUUUGCAAUGAGAUAGUUGACACCUGCUUGUACAAGGGAAGUCGAGACAACAUGAGUGUGAUAUUGAUCUGUUUUCCGAAUGCACCAAAGGUAUCGCCAGAGGCGGUGAAAAGAGAGGCAGAGUUGGACAAGUACCUGGAAAGCAGAGUAGAAGAGAUCAUAAAGAAGCAGGGUGAAGGAGUCCCAGACUUAGUCCACGUGAUGCGUACGUUAGCAACUGAGAGCAUCCCAAACCUCCCGCCGGGAGGUGAAUUGGCGAGCAAACGGAGUGUAAUUGAAGCUGUUUAUAACAGACUGAACCCCUACAGGAAUGAUGAUACUGAUUCUGCCUCAACUGAUGAUAUGUGGUAAAACUGCUCAUCUGGCUGUGGAGUUCACGUUUCAUCCUUCAAAUGAAAGUGCAGCCCAACCUCAGUGACCCUUCUUAACGUCCAUCCUCAACCUUAAUUAAAGAAGGGAAUAUGAUGUGUGGGUGAGAGUGACUACAGCAGUACAACAUCUAGCCCAGGAACUGAUUUUUUUUGUAAAACAGACUUCUGUACACGUGAUUUCCAACCAUAAUUCAUGUUGUAAAUCAGACUCCAGCAAUUUAUGUUGUAUGAUUUUGUUUUUGUAAAGUGCAAUUGUCUUUGUACAAAAUGCUCAUAUUUAAUUAUGAACUGCUUUAAAUCACUAUAAAGGUUAGAAGAAAUGUUUGGCUUGUGUGAUGCAACAAUAUAUAUCCCUUUAAAUUCAUGUUGUGGUUUUGGAUUGCAAGGAGCAGCAGCCUAGCCAGCUAGGUGCUCAAGAGGUGCACAAUAUAAAGAUAACUUUUUGUUUUAUAUGAAAGCAGAACUUGUGGGCAACUUACCAGAAAUUCCAGUGUGUGAAUUUGCUUGGCAAUGGAAAAAAAAAAACCCCAAAACUAAAAGUAGUGCACAUUCUUCUACAAACGUAUCUCGUUUUCUUGGACGCCCUCCUGCUCUCACAUUGAGUUAAAGGGAGUUCUGAUUGUGACUUCAGUGGGAGUUAAAUCAUGCCCUAUUAAUAGUAUCAUGUUCAUACUCGUACAAACCUUGGGAUUAGAAUGCCUUGAUUCUUUGCACCUCUUUUUUUUUUUUUCAUUAACCCUUACCUGAAACUACUAAUCACUGAGCACGAACAAGCAGCUUUCUACAUACAAGUAGGAGUCUGCAGCAUUUUUACAAUCCUGAUUGGCUGGGUCUGCUGCUGUUCCAAGUACAGUACUUUGAAUUCCAUUUUAUCAAUAAAGCUUGAUUUAACAAACAAUAAAUUUAUCCAUAAAUGUGUAAUUCCUUUUUUCCUGCCUUUUAAAAUGUCAGUGCCAUUGUAAAUGAUAUUUUACUUGUGGAAGAAUAUUUUUAUUAAUUGGUAGCCCAUUUUUAAAAUGGGAAGGAUUUUGAUUAUUGCCCAAGACAUAGCCAUAUGCUAGAGGAUGAUGUGGGAUUAAUCUGUUACCCUAUUUUUUACAAGUGUGGGUUUUUUCAGGCUUUUUGUGUUGGUUUUGUUUUCUCCCCACUGAAAAUGUGCAUUGGUUUGAAUUUGCCUACUGUUUGAUAAAAAUACAUUUGUCAAAGCCUGACAAUCUUUAACAUUUUAUGGUGUGUGUUUUUAAUUGACCCACUUACUUAGAAUGAGAGACUAGUGGUUAAACAGUACUUGUGAUUUGAGAUAUAGCAUGUUGACAAUAUUUAACUGUUUGUUGUUUAAAAUUCUAAUUUAAAAUUUUAUAAGAUAAACUAAUUUGAUUUAAGCUUAGCUUUUUCCCAUUGAACAUACAAAAAUUAAGUUUUCAAGUCAGUCGUGUUUGCAAAACUGCUGUUUUGUGCACCUUGUAUUGUCUUUUUUGGUUGAGAAUUUUGUAUUUAAUAUGUAGUUUACUCAUUUAGUAGGCAGAUUCCCCAAAAGGAAAAUCAGUAAAACAAGUAGAUUGUAACAUUUACUGCAGUUAAACAGAAUCAAAACUUGGUGUAUAAUUACUUUUUGAUAGGAAAAAUGUAGUACAAUGCAUUUUGCUAUAUUUGUAUUUCCCUAACUUUGAAAUAUACCUAUUUGUAUAUAUAGCCUUAAAACUAAUGCAGAGUUAGGGAACACUGAACAGUGAAAAAGUAACUUAUAGUGUCUUGGAACUAAGUAUAGUAUAUACCAGCAAACUUUUCUUUUAUCCCUCUUGUUUAUGUGGGGUGCUUAAACGUAACUUCAUUGUAUUCAGUUUGUAAUCUGUUCAAGCAUGAAUGAAGAAAACAUAAGCACUAUUUGUAUUUAUAAAUUUAUAGCAACUUUUGCUUAAAGAACCAGUUCCUUACCUACCUAUGAAUAAAUGCUUAAAAUGUCUAAUUUUGUUGUAGAGUGCAAAACUAUAAUAAUGUUAAGUUAUAGCUUCACAGGCACCUAAUUAACAAGCAUAUUUAAUAAUACAUGGUGUAUUCGU